AUGGAGGUCCCGUACGCGCCACAGGAUGUAUCUGCCGUCUCCCAGAUGAUCUCAGCUCUGGAGGCGGCUAAGAAAGACAAGCGACACGGUGGAUUUUCUUGCAAAAAGACUACCUUCAACGUGAAGCCGUCUCGAGACGGCAUCAACGUGGACUCGUGGCGCAUGCAGGAUUGGGACUACAAGAAAAAGAACCUGCCCACCUACGCUCGCGGUCUCUUUACCACCAAGACCAGCAAGAACACACCGGAAAUCGCCGUCAGAGGCUACGACAAGUUCUUCAACGUCGGCGAAACCGAAGACACCAAGUGGGAUGCCAUCUUCAAGAACACAAGGGGGCCCUACGAGCUGACGCUCAAGGAGAACGGCUGCAUCAUCUUCGUGGCGGGCCUCGAAGACGACACUCUGCUUGUCUGCAGCAAGCACUCCACUGGUGAUCGCGGCGAUGUCGAGAUUAGCCAUGCGCGAGCUGGAGAGAUUCGGCUCGAGAAGCAGCUGGCUGCCCUGGGCAGGACAAAGGAGGACCUUGCACGAGAGCUGCGGGCCCGAAAUGUCACUGCCGUGGCGGAGCUUUGCGACGACUCGUUCGAAGAGCACAUAUUGGCCUACGAGGAUGACAAAGCCGGCCUCUACCUUCACGGCAUCAAUCUCAACCUUCCGGAGUUUGCAACCUAUCCAAGCAGCCAGGUGCAGGAGUUUGCUAAGCAGUGGGGGUUCCACCACGUUGAUCUGCUGGUGAUGGACGACAUUCAAGAGGUCAAGACGUUCCUGGACGAUGUCGCCAAGACGGGAUCGUAUUCCGGCCGCGACGUCGAGGGAUUCGUCAUUCGUUGCAAAAUGUCCCGUAACCCUGCUCAGCUGCCCUACCAGGACUGGUUCUUCAAGUACAAGUUCGAGGAGCCUUACUUGAUGUACCGACAGUGGCGAGAGUGCACCAAAGCUAUGAUCUCUGGCAAGCAGCCCAAGUUCAAGAAGCACGUCAAGAUCACCGAGGAAUACCUCGUCUAUGCUCGGAAGCAGCUUGCGGCGGAUCCGAAAUUGGCCAAGCUCUACAAUCAGAACCAUGGCAUCAUCAAAUUGCGAGACGACUUCCUCGCGUACAAGAAUCUCAAGGGGGCAGACGCCGCCAACAUGGACGUCCUGGAUCGCGUAGUCAUGACGGAAGUUACCAAGGAUGUCAUCUUGGCACCCAUUGCCACUCUUGGCUGCGGAAAGACUACGCUGGCUCUGGCAUUGACGCACCUCUUUGGCUGGGGCCACAUCCAGAACGACAACAUCUCGGGCAAGGGACGUCCGCCGAGGUUUGUCAAGGCCGUCAUGGACCAGUUGAAAGAGCGUCCAGUUGUGUUUGCAGAUCGGAAUAACGCGCAAAAGCAUGAGAGGAAGCAGCUCAUAGGCGAUGUCAAGGCACAGAACCCUGAAGUUCGAAUCGUCUGCUUGAAUUUUCGACACGAUGAGGAGUCGAUUGAUGAGAUUCGGCGCGUCACACAGGAGCGUGUCAUUGAACGAGGCGACAACCACCAGACGAUCCAUGCGGCGACAGAUCAGUACAAGUAUUUGGAGGUCAUGGAAGGAUUCAUCAAGCGAUUCGAGGAAUGCAACCCCAAUUCUCUUCCGGAUGCCGGCUUCGAUCUGUUCAUUGACCUGGAUCCCACGGCUGGCAGCCGAGUGAACCUUGAGACAGUGGUCAAGGAGCUGCACCUGUCGCUGCCCAACGUGGUCAAAGAAAUGCCCAGCCCCGAGAAGCUGGACGAGGCCAUGGACUUUGCGCUGAGCUACGUUCCCGACUUUAAGCAUACUAUUCCGGACCGAGGGAAGAAGGAUCAUGCCAAGCAAGGUCAGCAGCAGAAGACGCAGCCGAAGAAGAGGACACUGGAAUAUAUGGCUAUCAACAUGGCGACGGAUCCGAUCGACAAGGUUCUCGACAAGGCAUUCAAGGGGUCCGGUCCCGAGAUCUCGCGGUUUUUCUUCCAGCUCAAGAACACAAGGAGGGUGCAGCGCAAGUUUCAUGUUACACUGAUGCACAAGGCCACGGCGCCGACGUACCCGGAGCUGUGGAAGCGGUACACCGAGCUUCAUGAGGCUGCGGGGGGUGAUGAUGCCAAGCUUGGAGAAUGCGAUCUGGUCCUUGAGCGGGUUGUUUUUGAUGACCGCAUCAUGGCUAUCGUCGUCCGCAUCGUCGACGAGGAGAACAAGUGGGACUGCGUGAACCGGGUAGCGCACAUCACGGUGGGAACGCGGGACAACUCGGUGAAGCCAAAGGAGAGCAACGAUUUGCUGGCCAAGUGGCUGGAGGAGGGAGCCGGCGGCGGCGGCGAAGGAAACGGGAUUCAGGAGGUGGUGUUUACGGAGAAGCCUACCGUCAAGGGAGUUGUCCAGGGCGUUUUGUCCAGGUGA
Trichoderma citrinoviride is the source of this 2394-nucleotide messenger RNA. RefSeq names its product tRNA ligase. Gene Ontology annotation, cellular component: nuclear inner membrane. Gene Ontology annotation, biological process: tRNA splicing, via endonucleolytic cleavage and ligation. The transcript is spliced from 2 exons. The record is from RefSeq and is a predicted model, not a curated record. Bases 1 to 2394 code for a protein of 797 amino acids. Gene Ontology annotation, molecular function: GTP-dependent polyribonucleotide 5'-hydroxyl-kinase activity; ATP binding; RNA ligase (ATP) activity. NCBI's taxonomy places the organism in Eukaryota, Fungi, Ascomycota, Sordariomycetes, Hypocreales, Hypocreaceae.